Molecule: messenger RNA, 2168 nt
Organism: Colletotrichum destructivum
Lineage: Eukaryota; Fungi; Ascomycota; Sordariomycetes; Glomerellales; Glomerellaceae
Exons: 6
Coding region: 861-2030 (389 amino acids)
Source: RefSeq, a predicted model, not a curated record
CCCCUUCGAUGCGGACUACACGUGUUUGUGGAAUGGUGACAACGUGGUUGAUCUAGCUCAUGCACAAACCAGGAGACUCCACAAAUCUGACCAGGGCCUUUCCAUCGGUUUGUCUGGAAGUCGUCGCUUUCUUCAUUGGGACGAAAGAGGAUGAAUAACCUGCCGGGAACUGUUUCGUACAUGUCUAGUGCAAUGCCUUGCAACACCGAUGGACGGUUGGAGUUGUAUUCGCACGGGCAUCGUCAAGGAAGACUGGACACGAGUGAUCGGCACGGCCUCGUGGGCCGCCGGGGCUUCAAGCGAACCCGAUGCUUGCCUACGGAUUGACUUUUCUCUGUAAAGGCCAUCCAUCGUCCAUUAUACGGAUACUGGGUUGCGAGAGUAUCCUUGCUUGGAAAGAAGGGGGAGGAGGGGGGGGGGCGUAUUAUGUGUGUGGUUUGGACUGUGGAGCAGCAUCCAGUACCUGCAACAACCCAACUGAUCAUCUCCAGUCUUAUCAGUCUUCUCACGGCAUAUAGCAACACGUACACACGCACACGCACCAACGAAAGCAGACGCUGCGGACCCUCUCUGGUCGUCCGAGCAGAAUUAUAUUAACUACCAUAUCUGCGGAACGGGUCCCUCGUCCCUCCUCCUCCUCCUCCUCCCCCCUCCACCCCUCAAGAGUCGGGUGCUUGAGAGACCCUGCGCUUCUUCUUCCGUUCUUUGUCCCCCUUCGAGAAGGGAUGGAGCUUGCUCUGUUCUCGAUUCUUUUCGUUUCUUCUUUGCUCUGACUCCCGAUAUCCUUCGACCGCCUCGAACCCCCGCCCCCCAUCCUCUCAGUUUGGACCCAGACGAAUGUCUGGUUGGGCUUCUUGGUCAUGGCCAUGGACGGAGCGACUAUCCACAAGCUGCUGGGAACGGCCGACAACUCGGGCGAGCCGGAGCCGUUGGUGAAUAAGCAGAGCACCGUCUUGGGCGUCGUCAUCAGCUUCGCGGUUUUGUCGUGGCUGUGCGUCGCGUACCGCAUUCAUGUGCGAGCCAAGGUGGUUCAGUCUAUGGGAUGGGAUGAUGUGUUUGUGAUGUUGUCGUCGCUAUUGACAACCGCGGGUUCCGUUGCGAUCUGCGUCGCAACCGAGUUUGGCAUGGGCAAGCACAUAUACUACUUGUCCGCCGACCAGGUCCAGAACUACCUCCGGACCUUUUACGUGGCGAACGCCUCUUACGUGUUGUCGACCGCCUUCAUCAAAAUCUCGCUUCUCUUCCAGUACCUCCGCAUAUUCGAUCAGCCGUCCUUCAGCAGACGGCUCUGCAUCUUCACCAUCAUUUUCACUUCGCUUUGGUCCCUCACCUACUCCUUUCUCGGCUGGGUCCCCUGCCUCCCCGUGAGGGCCUACUGGGACUGGUCCGUCCCGGCCACCCGCUGGGCCUACGGAUCCCUCACCCCCGAGAUCUUCUCGGCCACGUACGAAAGCCAUUCCGCCAUCAACGUCGCGCUGGACCUGCUCGUCCUUGCGAUCCCGAUCCCCAUCUAUUUCAGGACCAACGUGCCAUUCAAGUCCAAACUGGGUCUGCUUGCACUUCUUGCCAUCGGCAUCGCUGUCAACGGCAUCUCCGUGGCCCGUUUCGUCACCAUCCUGCAACACCGCAGCGCCACCUACCCCACGCUCGACUUCCCCUGGUACGCGCCCAUCAGCAUCGUCCUUUCCGCCGUCGAGGUCGACGUCGCCAUGAUCGCCAGCAGCGUCCCCAUCUUCUGGCCUGUCCUGCGGCAGCGGUUCCCCGGCAUCUUCGUCACCAAGGAGGUCGAGGUCACGCGCGAGGUCCGGAGGCUCGAGAGCGUCGAGCUCGACGACGACGUCGGCGCGGAGGAGGGGCGGAGGUCCAGGGUCGGCAGCGAGGCGAGCCUCCGCCAGGACAACCGCGGGGGCGAGGGCCUAUACCGCGACGAGUUCAUAGCGAAUCAAAUCGAUCCUUUCAGAAAGAGCAAGAGCGUCGUCACCGAGGUCAAGGCGGGUGAGGGAGAGGACGGCGGGUGGUGGCAGAAGUAGCGAUGAGCAAGCAUACAGUCCGAAAGUCGAAUGUCUGGUAAAGUUCCACUCGUUCUGAUGCAUUUAAAUCUCAUCAAGUUUGUUGCGUCUUCGGAGAAUGAAAUGAUCCUCAUUCGGAGUUCGUCGUGUUGAUAUAUC